AUGGAAGAGGAUUCAACUAUGAAUGAUUACGAAGUCAAUUCAACGAUUCAUGAAGAAGAUAGUGUGUUCAGUAACCUCUUUGAAGCUGAAUCGAGUUCGGUUAACAAGCCAUGUAGUAGCUGGUAUAACAGUAGGAUGAUAGAAACAGAUGAAGGUGAAAUAUGUUGGAUACCGGAAGUAGAGGAAGAUGUAAGACCAGUUAAGGGUCAAGUUUUUGAUACAAUAGAUGAUUGCAUUGAAAUGUAUGAGAGAUAUGCGUACCAAGCGGGUUUUGACACUAGGUUAUCCACACAGAAAAAAACAAACAGUGGAGUGGUUAGAUUGAAGUACAUUUUGUGUAAUAAAGAAGGGAAACCACAAGGUGUAAGCAUAGAUACACUGAAUCACGAAAACAGUGGCAAAAGAGUACGUAUUUCGUCACUGCAAGUAACAGGAUGUGAAGCACAUGUCAUAUUCAAGCUGAUCGAAGGCCGACAAUCGUACAUAUUAGACGAGUUUCAGGAAAAACACAAUCAUCAACUGAAUUCGGUGGAGCAUAGACACUUGUCGAGAAGACAAAGAAAAUUGGGAAUCUCUGAAAUGACGUUUAUUAAUAAGGUUUCAACUUCGAAUAUAGGAGCGACAAGAGCUCAUCAUAUCUACAGCAAUAUGCUAGGUUCUUACAAGAACACACACGGCACAGUGAACGACUUCAAGAACUACAAGAACAAAAUCAAUUGUUUUAUAAGCUCAAGUGACGCGCAGAUGUUGGUAAAUAGAAUGGAAAACAGACGAGAGCAUGUCCCAAAUUUUACCUUCGAAUACAAGGUAAAAGAUAACAGUGAGUUAGAGUGUAUGUUUUGGGCCGAUGAGACAACAAAAGCAAAUUUUAAAGAAUUUGGAGAUAUCAUUUCAUUCGAUGCUACUUACAGGACAAACAGGUACAACAUGAUGUUUGUCCCAUUCACUGGGAUAGACAACCAUAAGAAGACUGUGUCUAUCGGAGCUGGUAUGCUUAGGGAUGAAACAACAGAUUCUUAUGUGUGGUUGUUGAAAGCGUUUUUGGAUACAUUUGGAAGUCAACCAAAGAUGGUCGUCACAGAUCAAGAUGCAGCAAUGAAGAAAGCCGUUGCACUCGUAGGAAAACGCAUGUUUGAUAAUACUGAUUUCAAGAAGAAGUUCAAUGACAUAGUUUGGAACAUAUCAUUGAGUACAAAGACGUUUGAGAAAAGAUGGGCAGAGAUAAUGAAGGAAUUCAAGUUGGAAGAACAUCCAUGGUUCAUGCAUAUGUAUGAUAUCAGGUCGACAUGGAUACCAGCUUACUUCACAGACUUACCGAUGUCGGGUUUGAUGAGAACCACCUCAAGAUCGGAAAGCGAAAACUCAUUCUUCAGCAAUUUCACAAGUGGUGGAGCAAUGUUGAUUCAAUUUAUGAUGUCAUAUGAGUCUGCCAUGGAGAGGCAGGGGAGUAGGCUAGAGGUUCUCGACCACCAGACGCAUAACAAGAGACCACCGCUUCAAACCCCUCUUCUUAUUGAAGAACACGCUUGCAAUGUUUACACGCGUACCAUUUUCUUGUUAGUGCAAAAAGAAAUAUAUUUGGGAAGUUGGCGGUGUUCUCGGCAUUCCGUAACCUCAGGGAUGCAAGGAUGUGAUGUGAUUGUGGUUAAAGAGAUUAGGGAAGUUAAGAAAAACAUACAAAAAGUGGUGGUCGGCAAAAAGAAAGACAAGAAUGUUGAAGUGGUUGAAGACAUCAAAAUUGUGGAUCCAGAAGAAGCUGAAGAUGAAACCGAAAAUGAAACAGGGAUGGGAAGCACAACCAAAACUGUGGAAAAAGUAUAUACUUUCCAGAGCUUGCAUGUUCAACAAAUUCCAGAAAAAUACAUCCUAAGAAGGUGGAAAAAGGAUUUGAUACCUCCAGGAAUGAGAACACGAAGAUAUAUUGGAGAAGGUGCGUCAAGUGAAGAAUGUGAGAGGAUGGGAAAUGAGUUGCAUUUUAUGGUAGAUGUUUGUGUAGAUAUAUUGCAGAAGGAUGAGGAAAAGCUGUCUCAUUUUGUUGAAAAAGUCAGGGCGCUAAAAGAUGAGAUAGAGGCUGCACAUUCAAACUCAAGAUCAAACGAUCAUGAUGAGGCAAUAGAGAGAUUCUUAGGAGUUACCAAGCCAAGUAACAAUGAUGUUCAAAAUCCACCUGUUUUACCAUACAAGGGAUGCGGAAAAGACAGCAGAUUUAAGUCUCUAAACGAAAAGGUGACUGAAAAAUAUCUAAAGCCAAAAAGAAAGUGCAGAAAGUGUGGGACAUUGACAAGUGACCACGACGCAAGGAAUUGUGAAAAAAAGAAAGCAGAAAAAGCUAAAGCAGAGGCGGUGGCUCAAGCUCUUGAAAAACUUGAAAAGAAGUAA
Molecule: messenger RNA, 2379 nt
Organism: Erigeron canadensis
Lineage: Eukaryota; Viridiplantae; Streptophyta; Magnoliopsida; Asterales; Asteraceae
Product: protein FAR1-RELATED SEQUENCE 5-like
Exons: 5
Coding region: 1-2379 (792 amino acids)
Biological process (GO): regulation of DNA-templated transcription
Source: RefSeq, a predicted model, not a curated record